AGCAGCUAGUCACGCUCGGUACCAGGCGCAGAUCAUGGCAGGCAGCCGGCUGGAAACCGUAGGGAGCAUCUUCUCUCGGACUCGGGACCUGGUUCGGGCCGGGGUGCUGAAGGAGAAGCCCCUGUGGUUUGACGUAUAUGACGCCUUUCCCCCGCUGAGGGAGCCCGUCUUCCAAAGGCCUCGAGUGCGAUAUGGCAAAGCCAAAGCUCCCAUCCAAGACAUCUGGUACCACGAGGAUCGGAUUAGAGCGAAGUUUUAUUCAGUGUAUGGGUCUGGUCAAAGAGCUUUUGAUCUAUUCAAUCCAAACUUCAAGUCUACCUGUCAACGGUUUGUGGAGAAGUACACUGAGCUACAGAAACUUGGAGAAACAGAUGAAGAGAAGUUAUUUGUGGAAACAGGGAAGGCUUUAUUGGCAGAAGGUGUCAUUUUAAGACGAGUAGGCGAAGCAAGGACUCAACACGGAGGUAGUCACGUUUCCCGGAAAUCCGAACACUUGAGUGUCAGACCACAGACUGCGUUGGAAGAAAACGAGACUCAGAAAGAAGUUCCACAGGACCAGCAUUUGGAGGCACCUGCAGACCAGUCGAAAGGUCUCUUGCCUCCCUGAAGGACCUGUAUACUGUGUAUGCUGGCAUUCACACUCUACUCACUGGCUGAAUGUUGAGCUAUUUUUAAACAGUUGAACUGUGUAAAUGUUUCUUGAUCUCUAAGGUAUUAUGUUUGCCUUCUCUUAGUUAUUUCUGGGUUGUCACAAAGCUCAGUAUCAUGGUUUGACAGAAGCAGUUAUGUGAACUUUUAUGUUAGGACAUUACUAAAUAAAGAAUUCCCUAGCUGCUUAUAAAGUAAAUUUACUUUGAAUUGUAAAUAACAUGAAGAAACCUUUAUAAAGAUUGUUCAAAUGGGACUCAAUCUGACUAGGCUUGCUUUGAUGUUUGUUAGUAUGUGGGCUGGCUACAUCUGAUUCCCGGGUACAUAUUUCUUCUGAUCCAUCAGACUUAUACGUGUACACAUGUUGUGGAACCUUGGCUAGCUGGUUUUGUCUGCAGAGAAUCUUUGUACUUCUUGCUAUAGAACGAUUAUCUCUCCACUUGAGAGGCCAAGCUGACUUGCGCUUUGUGGUAAGAGUGAGGACCUGUCAUUGCUGAUACACAAAGACCAAAACUGUAACUUUAAUGUCAUGGAUUGAGUGUGCUGGAGACAGUUAACAUAGGCCUGCACAGACUAGGCUGUUCAGUAAAUACUUGUUGAAUGAAUGAGUGAACGAAUGGUUAUAUCCAGCUAAAGACUGGAUUCAUAUGGUGUAGAUAACAGGAUUGCCAAGAAAGGAGGCAGCUAAUUUAGGUGAUGCUCUCCACCAGCAUCCACCUGCCUCCCUGGGGCCAAAGUGUGCCUACAAGUCCUUAUCAACUUCCCUGCCUUCCUCGUUUCCCCAGGUUUUACUAAAUACAUGAAAUAUCCCUCUGAGAUUGCAGCCUUUGUAUAUGUGGUCAAGCCAGUGGUUUUUAGCUGUUAGUAGUAAGCUGCUUCAGAAAUUCCCUAUUUUAAAACUCAUGUAGAUUUUCUACCCAGUGAUUCUUUGUGUAUGCUCUCAUCUCUCCUGGUACACUGUGAGGCAGGUCCACAUCUCACAGUCUGUAUAUAGUACACAUCCAUGCACGUGGGUGCUUGGUUCAUGCAGGUGAAUGAAUACAUUAGGCAAAAGCAGCUCUCAGCCAUGCUGCUUCCCCCUCGACCUUUAUCACUGUUUCACAACUGCUUGCAUUUGGAGAAUGCUUUACUUUUCCGUAGGGAAGUAAAUUUCAUCCAUUCAGAGACAUUACACAACCAUUGAGACCAAACAUCGGGCCAGACCUUGGGAAGAGGACUUAAAAAGCAGGUGAAAGACACAGUCUAUUCUCAGAGGAACAAUUGAGGGGUCACUCAUCUCUUUAAACCUUAGGUUUCUGGUUUUUUAAGGGCAGGUUUUUUUUGCCACAAUGAUGAAUAUUUAAAAAAUGUUUUUUUCCUUCAUGUCUGGAUUGAUGUCCCAUUUUUGCUAUUUUUGUUUGUUUUCCUCCUCUGUAGAUUUUUAAUUUUUUUUUUUUUUUUUUUUUUUUUUUUGCGAUGGAGUAUCACUUUGUUUCCCAGGCUGGAGUACAGUGGAGCCAUCUUGGCCCACUGCAACCUCCGCCUCCCAGGUUCAAGCAGUUCUUCUGCCUCAGCCUCCCAAGUAGCUGGGAUUACAGGUGUAUGCUAUGACGCCCGGCUAAUUUUUGUAUUUUUAGUAGAAACGGGCUUUUAACCAUGUUGCCCAGGCUGAUCUCAAACUGCUGGCCUCAAGUGAUCCACCCAUCUCAACCUCCCAAAAUGCUGGGAUUACGGGUGUUAGCCACCAUGCCUGGCCUUAAUUUUUUUUUUUUUUAAUUUUGUUUUAGGAGAUGGGGGUCUCACUGUGUUACCCAGGCUGGGUGCAGUGGUGCAUACCCUGCCGCAGUCUUAACUCCUGGGCUGAAGCCAUCCUGGCUCACUUCCCGAAUAGCUAGGACUAUAGGCAUGUGCCACCACGCCUGGCUCUUUAACAUUUUUUUUGUUUGUUUUUUUUUGUAGAGAUGGAGUCUUGCUAUGUUGCCCAGGCUGGCCUGGUCUCAAACUCCUGGCCUCAAGCGAUCCUCCUGCCUCAGCCGCCCAAAGUGCUGGGAUUACAGGCCUGAGCGACCGUACUGGGGCUGAAGACUUUUAAAGAAGUUAUUUGUUGCAUAAUUCUUUAAAAAAAUUAUACAUGCACAUGGUUCAAAACUUAACAGUAAAAAGCUAGUCUCCCACCCCUGUUCCCCAGCCACCCUUUUCCCCUUCCCUGAGGCCAUCACUAUCACCAUUUCCUUGUGCGCUCUUCCAGAAAUAUUUUGGGCAUGGACAGGACACUAUGCAUACUGUUCUGUACCUUGCUUUUCUAGUUACUAUGUCUCAGAGAUCCACUGUGAUUUAAUCAGUGCCCGAUUGAAGAAAAUGUUCUUUGUUUUACUGUGUUGCAAAUGGGCUGCUAGAGUUAUGGGAUGCUGGAUCAAGGAGCAGAUCAUUUUGAGUUUUGAUAUCUUCGUCCAUAGAAAUUGUGCUUAACUAUACUCUCAUAGCAAUGUAUGAGAAUGCGUUCCCCUACACAUUCUGAUCUUGUUAAACCAGACUGGGACUCUGGACCAGAAGGGAAAGACCAUCCCUGUAUAGCAAAUAUCUGGAUGGGGAGAAAGCUGCUGUCACUCAUUGACUUCUUUAGGUUAAGUCUUAGUGAUCAAAACAUAGUGAAAGAUAUGAAGCUUACUUUGGAAACUCAGAACUAUUUCCACAGUUUGGGCAAAAGCUGUCAUCAGAUCCCCAUCACGUUUUGGAGAGAAUGGAAGCAUGACCGCAUUCUUGGCUUUAAAGAGCUUAAAAUCAGGCCGGGCUCCAUGGCUCACGCCUGUAAUCCCAGCACUUUGGGAGGCCAAGGUGGGCGGAUCACCUGAGGUCAGGAGUUCGAGACCAGCCUGGCCAACAUAGUGAAACCCCAUCUUUACUAAAAAUACAAAAAAAUUAGCUGGGCGUGCGGGCGUGUGCCUGUAAUACCAGCUACCCGGGAGGCUGAGGCAGGAGAAUCGCUGGAACCCAGGAGGCAGAGGCUGCAGUUGAGCCGAGAUUGUGCCACUGCACUCCAGCUUGGGCGACAGAGCAAGACCCUGUCUCAAAAAAAAAAAAAAAAAAAUCUUAAAAUCGAGUUGGGACUACAAGAGUGACUUGUGAAACAGCAAGAUGAACAGGAAUCCUUUUAAACUUUGAUAUAAAAGUACAGUAGAGGUUCAGGGGCAAGGAAUCAGUUCUGGAUUUGUCUAGGAAUACUGCAUGAGAGCCUGGAAAGGCAGUGGGAUGGACAUGUACAUGCGGUUUCUUUGGGCAGGAACACCCUCCCUUCUACCAUGGUCUGUAGGAAUUGAACCUUCCGUGCCGUUUUCAAAUGCUGUCUGUGCUCGGAAAAUACAUAAUAUCAAGUCCCUUACUGAACCCCCUACAGAUUGUGUUCAUAAGGUGCUUCACUGCUGUUGGUCUACCUGGCCUACUGUUUGUACUCCUGCCUCAUUUACUGUGGCCUUCAUUCAAGUAGUAAUGAUUAUUUACCUAUUAAGAGUAUAGGGUGGGCGUGGUGGCUCAUGUAAUCCCAGCACUUUGGGAAGUCAAGAUGGGUAGAUCACUUGAAGUCAGGAGUUUGAGACCAGCCUGGGCAACAUGAUGAAACCCCAUCUCUACUAAAAAUACAAAAGUUAGCUGGAUGUGGUGGCAGCCUCCUGUAAUCCCAACUACUCGGCAGGCUGAGGCAGGAGAAUCGCUUGAACCCAGGAGGUGGAGGUUACAGUGAGCUGAGAUCAUGCUACAGCACCCCAGCCUGGGCGACAGAAGAGAGACACUGUCUCAAAAAAAAAAAAAAAAAAAGUAUAAAGGAGGGCAGAAAUUCUUAUUCUUUUAACCCAUUGAAACAUUAAACAGCCUUUCAGGAGCAGACCCUCCUACGGAUUUGCUGAAUCCAAGGCGAGGAAGGCAUAUAUCCAGGUUACAGUGAAGUUUGCCCCAGACAAGUAAUGAAGAUUUGGGUUCUAGAUCUGGAUACUCCAGGCAGUUUUUACUAUGUGACCCUGUGCCUGUCACAGUAUUUCAGCCUGUAAAAUAUGGACAAUGUUUGCCUUUUUGGCUUCCAGUUAGCUUUGUGAGGAUUAAUUGAGAUGAGUGCAAAGCUCAUUUGUAAUGUGUGGCUGGUGGUUUUAUUACUAUUUUGAGCAGUAGUGGAAAAGCCCAUUUGAACUGGUAGGAUGAGAUAAGAUCAUGGUGGCCUUGACAACUACAUGGAGGAGCCAGUUGGGUAUGGGAAAGUUUGAGCAGGGAAAGAAAGAAUGUAGUGAAAGCAGUGUCAGGUCAAAGAAAGGUUUGCCUAGGAGUGAUGUAAAGAAUGGGAUGGAGGAGUGGGCAGGGAAGGAGGAAAGAGGAGACAUGUCAGAGGGACCAAAAAGGAGGCAGCAAGUCCAAGGUCACAAACCUGAGUGACUAGAAAACUUAGCAGCAUCACUAACACCCAGUUGGUGACGUGGAACUGGUGCUCUCCUGGGAGAGAGCUUCAAUUCUCAACCUACUAAGUUGAAGGUGAUGGUGCUAUAUCUAAGUGGCAGACAGAGAUAAGGGAUAGGUGUCUACAGGGGCAAGAUUUGGAGCCAGGAGAAGAAAUGAGCUCUCCAAGGGUAGUGGGGAGAGAUCUGGGAUGUUGGGGGCUGGCAGGUAAAUGCUUUAAGUGAUAGAAUAGGAGGAAUGAGAAAGCCAGCAAAAGAAAUUCACGUCCCAUGUCUUCCAUCAUCUAUAUGUCUGACUUGUUUAAGUGGUCCUGGAUUCACCAAAUUUUAUAGAGCUCUGCCUCUGCCUUUAUUGGGUAGGCCUGAUUUUUGAUGAUGUCCUUAAAAGGCUAGCCUGAUUCUUCUUGUAGUUUUGUAGAACACUUUGUAUCGAGAGUUCUCUGAUAAUGAAAGUGGUAUUACAGAAUAAUCUGCCCCCGAAGGACUCCUGAUUUUGUUAAAGUGAUACCUUUCUCUGUAAAUAAAUGAUGGCGUGCCACUUAAAAA
Messenger RNA from Homo sapiens (human), 5609 nucleotides. It is a transcript of the gene MRPS23, whose product is annotated as mitochondrial ribosomal protein S23. Gene Ontology annotation, molecular function: structural constituent of ribosome. The coding region runs from base 35 to 607 and encodes 190 amino acids. The transcript has 5 exons. Lineage: Eukaryota; Metazoa; Chordata; Mammalia; Primates; Hominidae. The record is from RefSeq and is marked reviewed. Gene Ontology annotation, biological process: translation. Gene Ontology annotation, cellular component: ribosome; mitochondrion.